This is a messenger RNA of Eremothecium cymbalariae DBVPG#7215, 1260 nucleotides long. It is a transcript of the gene UBX4, whose product is annotated as Ubx4p. NCBI's taxonomy places the organism in Eukaryota, Fungi, Ascomycota, Saccharomycetes, Saccharomycetales, Saccharomycetaceae. The record is from RefSeq and is a predicted model, not a curated record. The coding region runs from base 1 to 1260 and encodes 419 amino acids. Gene Ontology annotation, molecular function: protein binding. The transcript has a single exon.
AUGUCCGCAGUGCGAGUGCAAUAUGGCCAUUCGAUAUUUAAGUAUACGGCUACACCAUCUACUUUGUUGAAUGAUGUAUUGGUGAAAGCCAUGGUGCAUUUCAAAUUAAGUUCUGAUACCCAUACAUGGUUUCUUAAGUACGGUGAAAAAGAUUUAACGUUAUUCCUUCCUUACAAUCAACUGAACCUACCAACAGGGUGUGUGUUGCAACUGGGUUCAAUUUUAAAGGACGAAACGAAUGUAAAUGGCAAGGAACUGUCGAUAAAGUUUCAAGCCAUGGGUAUUGGGGCACAUAUCCGUAAGAUAAAUACGAAUUUCAACAUUGCUGAUACGGUUAAGGAGGUUUGUGAGGCUGAAAAUUGGAAUAUGCAACCUUUAAGCCAGGUGAGCAUAUCAUUAUUUUCUAAAAACAUAUUGUUUGAAGAGUUAAAGGGGAUGAGUUUUGAAGAUCUUGGUGUAAAUAAUGGCGUGAUGAUACGCUUAAAACUACCAAAAUCUGUUAACAGCCCAAAGGUUUCCAAUGAGUCAAAUAUUGCAUCCUGUGCUAUAAACGAUUUAGAAUGGAGGAAAAUUUGCGAUACAUCUUCCAAAGAAGAUAAAACGGAAGUUUCAGAAAGUCCUAAACGUCAAAUUCAUAAAGUAUAUGCAUAUGCUCCUGCAAUAUCUUCCCGCGGAACCACUUCACAAAGUACAUCUGUGAAAGAAGAAUCAGAUGAUAGCGAUUAUGAUCUUUCUGAGGGUGAUAUUCUGAAAUAUCAAAGCAUGCUAUCAAAGAGAGCAAUGACAGGGCCAUUGAUGACCAAACGAUUACGCGAACAACUGGAUGCCAGGGAAACACGAAAAGUUGAAAUUUGCACUAUUAGGGUUAAAUUUCCUGAUCUGACCCAUUUAGAAUCCAGUUUUGCAAAGGAUGAAACUAUGGAGGAUGUUUACAAGUUGGUUUCCCUUAAUUUAAUAGAUUCAGAUAUAGAAUUUACACUUGUUCAGUCACACCCUCCCGUUGUACUUGAAAAAGCGAGUUUAAAACUGGUAGAACAUUUGAAUUUUGGUUCUAAUACGUUGCUUUUAUUCAAAACAAAAAACCCACCGCCAUAUUUGAAGAAGUCGAUAUUAGAUUCUGCAAAGACGAUUACAAGCGCCAGUAAUAAUGAUGUUUCAUCCGCCAAUACAAUGGUAGAACAUCAGAAACUUACUUUCAAUUCAGGAGAACAGAUGUCUAUAAAAAAAGUUCCCAAAUGGAUGAAAUUAAGCAAGAAUUAA